Molecule: messenger RNA, 5556 nt
Organism: Trichechus manatus latirostris (Florida manatee)
Lineage: Eukaryota; Metazoa; Chordata; Mammalia; Sirenia; Trichechidae
Gene: ARK2N
Product: arkadia (RNF111) N-terminal like PKA signaling regulator 2N
Exons: 4
Coding region: 356-1570 (404 amino acids)
Biological process (GO): ubiquitin-dependent protein catabolic process
Molecular function (GO): ubiquitin protein ligase activity
Source: RefSeq, a predicted model, not a curated record
CAGUUGGAAUCGACUGGAUGGCAACAGGAUUGAUUUUUUUGGUUUUUGGGGACCUUAGUAGGUCAGUGAUUCAUGUUAUGUCAUUUUUAGUAGCUAUAUAUGCUAGGAUUUUAAUGGUAGUAAUACUAAGUCUUUUGAAUUUGACUGAUGAUCAAGCAGUUAACAGAUACAUAUAUUUUAAAGGCUUGUAUAAUGGUAGCUUUUGCCAGCCUACUGAGGAAGAUAGGCAUGUUGUGUUGAUUAAAUAAUCUGCCAUUUCUGUUUAUUGAUUUUGUGUGUUUUUGUACAGGUUGGUUUCCUGUUGCAUCUUUAAUAGUUUCCUAGACUCUGCUCCAUGAUUUAACUCACUUCUGAAAUGAAGAUGGAGGAGGCAGUGGGAAAAGUCGAAGAACUCAUUGAGUCUGAAGUCCCACCAAAAACAUCUGUACAAGAGACAGCCAAGGAGGAAGAUGGAUCUGUAGAACUGGAACCUCAAGUUCAGAAAGACGGUGUUGCAGAUUCUACAGUUCUUUCUUCAAUGCCUUGCUUAUUGAUGGAACUGAGAAGGGACUCUUCUGAGUCUCAGUUAGCGUCCACAGAGAGUGACAAACCGACAACUGGCCGAGUUUAUGAGAGUGACUCCUCUAACCACUGCAUGCUUUCCCCUUCCUCUAGUGGUCACCUUGCUGAUUCAGAUACAUUAUCUUCUGCAGAAGAGAAUGAACCCUCCCAGGCAGAAACAGCAGUAGAAGGAGACCCUUCUGGAGUGUCUGGUGCCACAGUUGGACGCAAGUCCAGGCGGUCCCGAUCUGAAAGUGAAACAUCCACUAUGGCUGCCAAGAAGAACCGGCAAUCCAGUGAUAAACAGAAUGGCCGAGUCGCCAAGGUUAAAGGUCAUCGGAGCCAAAAGCACAAGGAAAGAAUCAGGCUACUGAGGCAGAAACGAGAGGCUGCUGCACGGAAGAAAUACAACCUGCUGCAGGACAGUAGUACCAGUGAUAGUGACCUGACUUGUGACUCGAGCACGAGCUCGUCGGAUGAUGAUGAAGAGGUUUCAGGGAGCAGCAAGACAAUCACUGCAGAGAUACCAGAUGGACCUCCAGUUGUAGCUCAUUAUGAUAUAUCUGACACCAGCUCUGACCCAGAAGUGGUAAAUGUGGACAAUUUAUUGGCGGCUGCAGUAGUUCAAGAGCACAGUAAUUCUGUAGGAGGCCAGGACACAGGAGCUACCUGGAGGACCAGCGGGCUUCUAGAGGAGCUGAAUGCGGAGGCAGGUCAUUUGGAUCCAGGAUUCCUAACAAGUGACAAAACAUCUGCUGGCAAUGCACCACUCAAUGAAGAAAUUAAUAUCGCCUCUUCAGAUAGUGAAGUGGAGAUUGUGGGGGUUCAGGAACAUGCAAGGUGUGUUCAUCCCCGAGGAGGUGUGAUUCAGAGUGUUUCUUCAUGGAAGCAUGGUUCAGGCACGCAGUAUGUUAGCACCCGGCAAACACAGUCAUGGACUGCUGUGACUCCCCAGCAGAGUUGGGCUUCACCUGCAGAAGUUGUUGAUCUUACCUUGGAUGAGGAUAGCAGACGUAAAUACCUACUGUAAUACGAUGUCACUGUGUUUCCUCUGCACUGUUCCCUUCCACUUCCUCCUCCUCCUUUUUGUGGCACGGAAGUUCAUUGUCAUAGCUUCAGCCUCAGAAGCUGUUUGUGGCAUUUGUAGAAUUGAAACUCAUGGAAAAUUGCGCCCCCCCCACCCUUUUUUUUUUUAAAUUAAAAGAAGUCACUUAGGAAAAUAACUUAUCGACAGAGAAAAGAAUUUCUUUUCUUCUUUCUUUUAGUAUAAGUGAUGAAUUUUUAUUAGACAACUUUAUUUUACUUGAUGACUUUCAGUCUUAGGAAACUCUGCCUUCCUUUCAGAAUAAUAUUUUAAUGACCAGGUAAAAUGGACUUCAGUUUUUGAAUCUUGUAUUUAUUUUUCUUUGUAAUGAAAUUAAUGUCUAGACUUGACCACUGUCAGCAGACCCCAUCGGCACUCCCACCUUAGGGCAUUUGCACACAUACCAGUCAGGUCCUUUUUGGCACCUGGUACAGCAUGUACAUUCACAAACCUGUACUUAAAAAUAGAAGACAGAAGUAUUACUUUUUCUUUUCGCUUAACUCUUCUGUCUUCUUUCCUGACUUUGCUCCUGGUUGACGUCCCACAACACAAAUAAUUGACAUGCCCCUUUGUGUUUAUAAAUACUAUUAAGGUGACUUAGUUUGUCUCCUCAUUGCAAUAAUUGAUAACUCUUUGGAACAUAUCUCCUUGGGGCAGAGGCAUUUCAGAGAGAUACCCACCAUGAGGUUUUCUGGGCAUCUGAAGAGAGUAUUAAAAGAUCAGUGGGGAAAUCUCUCUCCCUAACUUUUUUUCCUGGUCUAUUUAAAUAGCAGGAGAACAUAGAAACCUGUUAUUUAGGUAAAAUAUAAAAAGUUGUAUGGCUUCUAAGCCUACAUACAGGCACUUGCAAAGCUGAGAGGAAAGUGCCUUCUUUCAUAGCUGGUCUCUCUGUAAAGGGUGUAUAACAACUGCUUAACACCUGAGCCACCGUUGACCUGACGCCAUAUUUGGGUAUUUUUCUCCUCUACCUUCUAAAAGUGGAAAAAUAAAUAUAUACUUAAGAAAUCAGAUGUAAAGCACAUAAUGGCACUAUAGCUUUUACAGUAUCUGCAAGGAAUAGCAAAGGGUAGUGGGAGCUUCAAGGAAUUCAGGAAAUGCCAGCAUUGGAGUUUUAUGGCAUUAGUCACUACCUUUCUUCCUAUAACAUGUUGUAGUUUAGUGAAUUAUUUUCAAAGCAAUACCUAGAAUUAGAACACUAUGUCUGUGCACAGGGGGAGUGAGGUAAUAAUUGGCUUAGAAGACCUCACCUUUUGUUAGUCACAGUCUUUGGUUUUGUUUUUCCAUUUCAACCAUAUAAUAUUACGAUGGCCCUUUGUCUCCCUGUCCAAAUGCCUUGACGGCUCUUGCUUUUCAUAAGAGCACGAGAAUUACAGUUUUAAUUUUUCAUUCUGCAAACAUACAUAUACCAAGUGCCUAAUCUGCAUAAGGCACUGUGUGGGGUGGGUGCUGUGGGGCCACUGAGAUGGAUAAGACACACCCUGCAUGCGCAUGCGUCAGAGCCUGCCUGGUCCGCCUGCCUGGCCUUUUUUCUUUUAAAGACAAGUUUAUUCCCUUUUACCCUUCUUCCUGCUGCUUUGUUUCUUCUUUAUCUCCUUCUUCCAUUGGAGUGUAUUUGAGCAUGUGUUCUUUGAUCUUCUCCGAUAGCAUCUCAUUUGAUCGGGCCUCUGUUCUUACAUCAACUUUUAUUUUUCUUCCAAUCUACCUUUAAUAGAUCAGGCUUUUAUAAAGAUCAUGAACCUCCAGUUUUAGCACCUCAUGUAUCAGUCUCUCACAUGGCCACAAUUCUAGACAGAAACCAAAGAUCCAGAGGCCAGAGCGAAAUAGGACCUUCUGCAAAUUCACUACUGGUGUACCCUUAGACCUUCACAUUUUACUUUAGGGUUAAUUUAUUGAAUUUUACUGUUACGCAUUGUGUUUUGACUUGAAUUAAAAUGCUAGACAAAGCAGAAAUGUACCAUUUCUGGUCUGUGUUUUCCAGGAAAAUCAUUGGGAGGAGAAUAAGGGUGGAUUAUAUGACUUGAAGUUUUUACAGUUUAUUUUUUCCCCAGUGUCAGGUUAAAAGCUGUUUUUGCAUUACCUGUUCUUAUGUUAAGAGUUUGGCGGCUAACCAAAAUGUCAGCAGUUCGAAUAUAGUUUGAUUACACCAGCCCCUCCUUGGAAACCCUAUGGAGCAGUUCUGUUCUAUCCUAUAAAGUUGCUGUGAGUCAGAAUUGACUUGACGGCAACGGGUUUGGGUUUUUUUUUGUUGUUGUUAUUCGUUUUAUUCUUACGUUAACAGUAUAUUUUCUCCAAUUCCAUAUAGCAGGUGAUUGCCCAUGACAUAUUUACUUUAGCCCCUAACAGUCAUUCCCUAAAGAGAGAACUUCUGUGGUGUGCUGUGUGCACUGUGGAUUGGGAGCAGAGGGUGGAGUGGUAACCAGACUCUUCUCUUGCUUUUUUUGCUUUUACAUUAGGUUGCACUUUUCCCUUACCUCUUCAUAGUCAAGCGCCCUGACUGCUUGAUUUGAUGAGUAGAAUAGAGAUUUAGAGAUUAAGGUGUAAAAAAGGGAGGAGUGAGGGUAGUAGAGACAGUCUGCUCUCUGCUAGGUUGGGACUUUCUUUUUCCACCUAUCUCGCUAUGGAGAGAUGAGGUUUCAACUCUUCUUUCAUUGCUAGAUCUCGAAGAAUGGGGAUGUGGUUUCUGGAAAUGCAUUAAUGAUAAAAUUCUGUGGUAAACAAUCCUGUGAUAUUUGGAAUUUCUUUUCAAGGGAUUUUUUUUUUUUUUUAAACCAAAAGUUUUGCAUUUGGUAGGCUAAGUGGUUGUUUAUGCUUUCACAGGACAUUGUCUAUUCAAACUAAUAUCUUUGCUAAAAUGGUGUACUUGGGUUAUAGAUGGGUUUAUUCUACAGAUUUGGUUACAUCUCCCCUCCUCCAGUUUGAACCACAGAGCAGUAACCUGGCUACUGCAUCCUCAUGACUGCCCUGGCACGUGUAAUUGCUGCUCUCCCGUAGUUGUCUUUUCAUUUUUGAUAGAAGGGGUCAGACUGAAUAGACUCCAUAUUCUUUGCAAUUGAGGAUCCCAUAAAUUCUGCCUUUAUUGUUACUAAUUGUGAAUAUGAACCAUCUGAUUUGCUAAUUUAGUCAAUUGUUUGUUACUUUAAGCAGAUUAGCACCGUAUGUAAUUUAAAAAUGAAUUUGUUGCCUGCUUUUUAUACUGUUUCACAAGGUUUUUGAAAAAGCUGAGGACACAAUUUUGUCUUUUAGUUCUAAUUUUUUUUAAGGCCUAGAGCCUCUAAUCCCUGUUUUCCAGUAUCUGUAUGAUGUGACUUCCAUGUAUAUAUAAAAAUGAUUACGCCGUAACCAAACUUCCUCAGAUUGUGCACUGUUUGUUUAAAAUAAUCACGUAUUUUAGUCCAAUGCUGUUGUAUUUUUUCAUUUUAUUUAAAACACUACGUAUUUCUUAUUCUUUUAACAAAUUUUAAAGGGUAGUGAUCUUAAAAAAAAAAAUCACUGGAUAACUAGGAAGUAUUUUUGUUGUUGUUUUAUUUUUUAAAGAGUACAAAGGUCAUGGAAGCCUUUUGCUCCUCUUACCGUGAAAAUGAAAUGUUAGCCAUUGUAUGGCUAGGAACCGGUGCACUUGGUGGUUAACAGAUCUGCUGUUGCUGGAGCUUGAGCGUGGAACUUGAUGCAGUGACGACAAAUCAUUGCUUAGAAUUAAUGUUUUCAAAUGUGCAACUCUAGUUUUUGAAAAGAAAAUUUGGUUCUUCUUUACAUUCAUUAUUUGGUUUGUGUUUCCAUUUAGUAUUUAAUGGUCUUUGGAGAAAAAAAUAAUAAAACAGAGUGUUAUAUAUAUAUUUUUUGGUGCAAGAUAAGAUUUUCUGUUUUUUGAAAUAAGUCUGUAGCAUAAAGGUUAAACUAUUUUAAGACAAAUAAAAUAGAGUGUAUUUAAACAA